AUGGGGGGAAGGGGAGAAGUGCAGGGUGAGGCAGUGGGAACGAGUCAGUCCUUCCCUGGCAGGAGAAGUGGCAGCAGGAGGAAGCAAGCGCCCAGCCACUGCAACCCCAACACAGCCCUGGGCGCCGAGAAAAUGCCCGGGCUUGGUAGCUCAGGUGUUCCGGCACCGGCGACUUUCGGCAACUCACACGCGCCGCCCCCACCCCAGCCGCGACUCCAGGCCCUGCUCCGGCUCCGGCCGCGGCUGUUCCUGAUGUGCUGGUGGCGACGGCGGCGGCAGCGGCGCCGGCCGCGGGCUCCAGACCCGGGCCAUCGCUUUGGCCCCAGCUCACUUCCUCCUUGGCAGUGGCCGCCGGCGCCGCCUGCCAGUAAACCGCGCUUCCAUUGGUCGCCCGCCUGGAAGCUUUUCACCAAAUCCCGCCUUCAGUGGUACCCCGCCCUCCAGUCCCCCCGCCUGGACCCCAAGGAUGAGGAUGUCCUGCAGAAGCUGCCCAUGAGGACCACCACCACGCUCUACUUCCGGGACCUGGGGGCCCAGAUCAGCUGGGUGAUGAUCUUCCUGACCGAGUUCGCGGGGCUCCUUUUCAUCUACCUGCUCUUCCACUUCCACAUGCCCUUCAUCUAUGGCUGCAAACACGACUUCACGUCCAAUGGGCACCUCGCCUGCACCUGCCACUCAUUCCACUACAUCAAGCGCCUGCUGGAGACGGUCUUUGUGCACCGCUUCUCCCACGGCACCAUGCCGCUGCAGAACAUCUUCAAGAACUGUACUUACUACUGGGGCUUCGCUGCUUGGAUGGUAGACAUCAAGCACCCGCUCUACAUACCUCCCACUUAUGGAGCUCAGCAGGUUAAGCUGGCGCUGGCCAUCUUUGUGAUCUGCCAGCUCGGCAACUUCUGCAUCCACAUGGCUCUCUGGAACCUGCAGCCAGCGGGGUCCAAGGCCAGGAAGAUCCCAUACCCCACCAAGAACCCCUUCACCUGGCUCUUUCUGCUGGUGUCCUGCCCCAGCUACACCUAUGAGGUAGGCUCCUGGAUCGGCUUUGCCAUCAGGACGCAGUGCCUCCCAGUGGCCCUCUUCUCCCUGGUGGGCUUCACCCAAAUGACCAUCUGGGCCAAAGGCAAGCAACGCAGCUACCUGAUGGAAUUCCUCACUACCCACCCCUCCCCUGCACUCACCCAUCAUCCCUUCCUGCUCUGA
Molecule: messenger RNA, 1200 nt
Organism: Choloepus didactylus (southern two-toed sloth)
Lineage: Eukaryota; Metazoa; Chordata; Mammalia; Pilosa; Megalonychidae
Product: very-long-chain enoyl-CoA reductase-like
Biological process (GO): very long-chain fatty acid biosynthetic process
Molecular function (GO): oxidoreductase activity, acting on the CH-CH group of donors
Source: RefSeq, a predicted model, not a curated record